This is a messenger RNA of Trypanosoma grayi, 1401 nucleotides long. RefSeq lists its product as hypothetical. The coding region runs from base 1 to 1401 and encodes 466 amino acids. The transcript has a single exon. Lineage: Eukaryota; Euglenozoa; Kinetoplastea; Trypanosomatida; Trypanosomatidae. The record is from RefSeq and is a predicted model, not a curated record.
AUGAGGAACGAUGCAACACCACCGGCCAGCGGUGUGGUAGCAGUGGACUCUCCUCCCCUGCUCCAUGGUAACAGGAGGAGUGCGUUGGCAGCCGAACAAGAGGACCAUAUUGCCAUUCCGCCCACACAUGAGGGCAGUGGUAAUCACAGUGUUGCUUCGCUGGACGGCGAGCGACUCAACGGGGAAAAAACGUCGCUCGUCGCACGUAGUAGUGGCGUAGGGGACACGUGGCUGCUUCCCCACGGGACAGAUGCAUCGUCACUGUUUAGUUUCCGCCAGAGAUCCCCGUUAUGGCCGUCUCCGCGCUUCCAGGGCGUUGCAACGGAGGUAAUGCAAUUACAACAAGGCUACCAAACCGAGAGACUGCUCCGCUACAUCAUUGAGUUGGAGAGGGACAACGAUUUGCUUCGGCUUGCGCUUCUUGAGGGGUCUGAACGCCGCACACGACAACGUUUUUGCCGCACCAGCAGCAGUGACCCCGUCGCGAUGGUGCAGUCGAAGGAGCAGGUUCUCCAGUCUAUUAUGGAGGUGGAGAAAUCUGUCAAGGCGCAGUUCCAAGUACAUCUAGAUCGACUGGAGAAGCAGAGCCGACAGCAGCAACACGGCACAGGGGAGGUGGAAGCAGGGCUGCAGGGGCGUUCGACGAGCGAGACCUAUGAGGCAACCCUUGCGCAGUCAGAGCGGCGCCGGUGGAAGGAGCACAUACGCCACACUCUGGAAGAGCUCGCACUGCUGCACCGCGAAAAGGAGCUGCAGGCUGUAUCGGCAGUACGUGGGAGUCUUCCACCCGCAGCGCACGACAACAUCAGCAUCCACGUCAACAUGGACGACGACAACGACGGCGAUGCUGAUACCAAUAGACAUAUUGUCGACAGACGUAUCGUUGACCUCGAAAAACAGGUGACACACUGGAAGGAGGAGGCGAAGAAAGAGCGGGCGCGUGCAACGCAGUACCGGCAAGAGGCGCUAAAGGAGCUGCAGCGCAUGCAUGCCAUUUACAAACGUGCCCUCGGAGAGGGAGAUCCAUCUGAUUUGUUGGGUGAUGUGGUGCCAGCAGCAGGAAAGGAAGUAGACACGCCUGCUGAUGGUCUUGCUUCUCCUGGUCGUGCAGGGGUGGGUGAGGAGCUUUACGGGGGCACCAGCGUGGGCAGUGCCGCCGUGAUGACUCCCAACGUGUCCCUUGUAAACUCUCCCUCAUCCUCCCAUGUCGUGGUGGAGGAGAAACACGACGUUCCGAAUGCAUCUCCCACAGAGGAUGCGCUGCGGCACGACGCAGGCACCAGUGGGGCGGCACAGCAACUGUGGGCGCACCGGAAGCGGUCGUACCACUCAGAUGUGUACCUCCGACGAGAGAGCGUGGCAACCAACACCGACGAUGUGCCGGUGACAUUGGGAGCAUAG